Molecule: messenger RNA, 1569 nt
Organism: Octodon degus (degu)
Lineage: Eukaryota; Metazoa; Chordata; Mammalia; Rodentia; Octodontidae
Exons: 9
Coding region: 1-1569 (522 amino acids)
Biological process (GO): proteolysis
Cellular component (GO): cytoplasm; intracellular membrane-bounded organelle
Molecular function (GO): serine-type endopeptidase activity
Source: RefSeq, a predicted model, not a curated record
AUGCAGCUGCUCCUGCUCCUGUUGGCCUUCUAUCUGCCACCCAGGACAAGGGCAGGGGAGAUCGUCGGGGGACACGAAACGAAACCCCACACCCGCCCCUACAUGGCCUUCCUUCGCCUAAAGAAUACUACUAAAGUACAAAGGUGUGGUGGCUUCCUGAUACAUGAGAAGUUUGUGUUGACAGCUGCUCACUGUAUGAAAAGACCUUUGCAUUCACAAGGUCGACAAAUAACUGUCACUCUGGGAGCCCACAACAUCAGCAAGAAGGAGAAGACUCAGCAGGUCAUACAUGUAAAAAGAAACAUCCCACACCCGCAGUACAAUCCUGAAAAACACAUCAAUGACAUCAUGCUGCUGCAGCUGGAGCAAAAGGCCAAGAUGACUAAAGAGGUACAGAUUCUAAAGCCCAAGAGAGAAUCCUGGGUGAAGCCAGGUACUGUGUGCCAAGUGGCUGGAUGGGGACGGUUGACUCCAAACAGAACACUUCCAAAAACACUGCACGAGGUGGAGAUGACAGUGCAAAAGGAUGAGGAGUGUAAGAAACACUUUCACUACUAUGACAGUGCUACUCAGAUCUGUGCUGGGGACCCAAACACUCAAAAAGGUUCCUUUAAGGGUGACUCAGGAGGCCCCUUUAUAUGUAAUAAUGUGGUUCAGGCAAUUGUAUCCUAUGGCCACGCAUAUGGAGAUAAAAAACAUCCGGCAAAUCCACGUGUCUACACCAAAGUCUCACCUUAUCUAGCCUGGAUAGAGAAAACCAUGAAACAAUACUUAGUUCAGGAAGCAAUUGAAGCCCCUUCUCUGAGCAGCAGUCUGUGGAAAAAGGCCAAGCUGAAUAAAACUAUGCAGCCCCUCAGGCAUGAGGACAUGACCCAGUGCCAGCUCCUGGAAGUUACUGCUGGGCGUGACACACUGUUCAGCCAACUUGAAAUUGCAGUUCUUAACACCCUUGACACAGAGAUUCUCAAGGAGGUCAAGGAAGUGGCAGCUCUUCAGGCAGCUCUAUAUGUUCCAGAAGAAUACAAUUACCAGGGAUUUGAGGACCAGAAAGAUGAGAGCAGACCACCACCUAUGUCCCCCGUGGACCCACACCUGCUUAUGAGAGCCAUGGUCAGACAAAAACGGGGCUGCAGAAAGCCCCUUCUUUGCAGUGGGUCGAGUUUCAGAAAUGAGGACAGGAAACAGCAAGCUGGUUGUCCUGUUUUGAGAAUGACAUACUGUGCAAGAACUCCGGUAGGUCCACUCCUCUGCGACGUACUUGCACUGUGGAAGCGAGGGGAACUCCAGCUUCACAAAUUCCAUUGCCCGGCCCCCAGGGGGGGGGGCGGGGGAGCGCCCGCCGGCCCCACCCGCGACGGAGAUAGGAAGCAAGGCCGGUGGAGCGACUCCCAACUAACAAUCGCUGAUGAGGGCAUCCCAGCGACUCCGGUGGUGGCGGUGGCCGUGGCGACGGGGAAAAGGAGGGCUGUGUGGCCCACGAUCCGCCUGCCAUGUUGCUGCCGCCUCCCUCCACCCCUCCCCACUAGUCUCCGCUCCCAUCUGGCAGCCCAAGAUCUGGCGCCCACCUAA